Molecule: messenger RNA, 2456 nt
Organism: Chlamydomonas reinhardtii
Lineage: Eukaryota; Viridiplantae; Chlorophyta; Chlorophyceae; Chlamydomonadales; Chlamydomonadaceae
Exons: 10
Coding region: 249-2090 (613 amino acids)
Source: RefSeq, a predicted model, not a curated record
CCGUUCCCAUUUUGCUGGUCAGGCGCCAUUUCGGGCUCAUUCCACAUACGACCCCAAGCAGGGCCCUGCGUGGGUGAAAUGCCACACGCGGCACGAAUCCGUCGGCCACUCCAUGAAUUGCCCACAAGGCCACAAUUGAGCCUACAAGGAUGUGGAAGUGAUAACUACCUAGCUCCACUACCAGCUGCGACUGCCCAGUUCUCGAGCUUUCUUUCUGUCCGGCCCCGCGCUUGCACGCGUGCACAAAAAUGCAGCCAUACGCUUCCGUGAGCGGGCGAUGUCUAUCUAGACCAGAUGCAUUGCAUGUGAUACCGUUUGGGCGACCGCUGCAAGCAAUUGCCGGGCGGCGGUUCGUUCGCUGUUUUGCGAAAGGAGGACAACCUGGUGACAAGAAGAAGCUCAACGUGACGGACAAGCUGCGCCUCGGGAACACUCCUCCCACGCUGGACGUGCUUAAAGCGCCACGGCCAACCGACGCUCCCUCAGCCAUCGAUGACGCCCCCAGCACUUCGGGCCUGGGGCUGGGCGGAGGAGUGGCGAGCCCCAGGACUUUGGUGCAGUCCAAUGCCGUGCAGGUGGCGUGGCGCCGGCUCAUGAAGGAGCUGUCGUCGCUCCCACGCGCCAUCGCCAUCAUGGCCCUCAUCGCCGUGCUGUCGGGCCUGGGCACCUUCAUCCCCCAAAACAAGUCCAUCGAGUACUACCUGGUCAACUACCCAGACGGCGCGGAGAAGGUGCUGGGGUUCCUGACUGGCGACCUCAUUCUGACCCUACAGCUGGACCACAUCUACACCGCUGACUAUUUCUACCUGUCCAUGGGGCUGCUGGCCGCCUCCCUGGCUGCCUGCACCUACACCCGCCAGUGGCCCGCCGUAAAGGUGGCUCAGCGCUGGCGCUUCCUGACGCAGCCGAAGUCGCUGCUUAAGCAGGGGCGCACGGAGGUGUUGCCCAACGCGCGUGUGUCCGACCUGGGCGCUAUCCUGCUGCAGCGGGGCUACCAGGUGUUUGUGAAGGACGGCUCCUUAUACGGCUUCAAGGGCCUGGCCGGCAAACUGGGGCCCAUCGGCGUGCACGCGGCGCUGCUGCUGUGCCUGUUCGGUACGGCGUGGAGCGGGUUCGGCACCCUCAAGGGCAACGUCAUGUGCCCGGAGGGUCAAGACUUCCAGGUGGCUUCCUUCCUGCAGCCGUCCUCGCCAAUUGCCAGCAUGCCCGCCUCCGCCUCCAACGUCAUCCACGUCAACAAGUUCACCAUUGACUACCGCCCAGAUGGCUCAGUGGCGCAGUUCUACUCGGACUUGUCGCUGCUUGAUCCCGCCCAGGGCGGCAAGGAAAUGAUGCGCAAGACCAUCAGCGUGAACGACCCCUUCCGCUUCAACGGCGUCACCAUGUACCAGACCGACUGGUCGCUGUCGGCCGUGACCCUGCGCGUGCUGGGCCAGGACGCGCCCCUGGCGCGCGCCGCGCAGGCCGCUGAGGCGCAGGCCGCCGCCUCCACCUCCGGCCCCACCUCCUCUGCCUCGUCAACCUCGGACGCGCUACCGCAGCAGCGCACCGCCUUUAACCUGCCCAUGGCCUCGCUGGAGGGCAAGCCGGGCGUGGCGGGGCGGCUGUGGGCCACCUUCCUGCCUCUGGCGGAGCCGGGACAGGACGGGUCCGCGCCCAAGGGCAUCUCCAUCCUGGCGCGUGACCCUCAGUCGGUGGUGUUCUACGACGCCAAGGGCCAGUUCGUGGGCGUGCGGCGGCCGGGCAGCGGCAAGCCAAUCGAGGUGGAGGGGCUGGCGCUGGUGGUGGAGGAUGUGACGGGCGCCACCGGCCUGGAGCUCAAGAGCGACCCCGGCGUGCCGGCCGUGUACGCUGGGUUCGGCGGCCUGAUGGUGACCACAUUGAUCAGCUACCUGAGCCACAGCCAGGUGUGGGCGCUGCAGCAGGGCUCCAGCCUGUUUGUGUCGGGCCGCACUAACCGCGCCAAGCUGGCCUUCGACCGCGAGCUCGAUGACAUCCUCAACGCCGUGCCCGAGCUGCCGCCGACCGCCGCCACCACCGUGGCCUCCAGCGCGAGCACGGCUGCUCCUGCGCCGACGGCGAAGCAGUAGGGGGUCACGACAGGGGUAGGGUGGGUGCUAGUACGGGUGGCGAGCGUGUUCUUGUGUGCCUGAUUGCCCGUGUGUGUUUGUGUGCAUGCAUGUGCUUGUGAUUAAGUGUUGCGGGGUAAAUGUGGGUGAGGGGUGUCUGAGCAAGGUACGGGCCCCACGGGCGCAUAAAAUUCUGCGUGCUGGGCGGGCCAAGGCGCCGGCAUGUCGGUGUUGUAUUGGUAGGCUUCGGCAUUAGUAGGGUUGGAGGGUGCCUAUUAUACAGCAGCAGAUUGUUACCCGGCAUAUGACUGUGGCGCGCGAGCGUGCCCGGCUGUCGUCAUGUUUGCACGUGCGGCAAACAAGCACCCUUUUGAUGAUGGCGGCUUA